UCUGUUAAUAAUUUCACCUGUAACGGAUUGUAAGUUUACAAAUUGUAUAGUGUGGGACACGUGCUCUCGUGGAAUACUAGAAUUUCAAUUGCGGGCAAUGGAUUCAGUCAAACUUUUACUUCUUGCAGUUAAAAUUUUAUGGUUGAUUAGUUAUGCUAACGCUAAGAGAAAUCCAACAUUUGCAGGAGUGUUACUUAAUCAAUGCCGAGGACAUCAAAUUCGUUGGAGAUCCAAAUCUUGUGAUAGUAAAUAUCACAUUGAGAAACAAUACUCACUCAGACGUUGAUCUUCAAAUCAAGAGGAAGGUUUUAACGGUUUUUAUGCGGAUGGUUAUUACAUUGGUGCAGGGUUUCAACCGCAAAAGUGUUAUAUUUGACAAGCGCUUCAACAUGUGUGAAUCGUCGAAGAAUCCAAUCUCACACUUUCUAUCGAUUUACUUGUCGAACAUAGCGCGGAGGUUCUUCAGGAACGGGCGCUUAUGUCCUCUAGGUCCUGCUUCGUUUCGGGAGAGAAAUAUACCUUUCAAUACCAAUUUAUUGCCGCUGCAGAUAAUUUACAGGCCUGGCUACUCAGUUAUCAUAAAUAGUACAUUCUCAGAGGACAGCAAACUAGCUACCAUAGCUGGGUAUCUAUACACCCAGGUGAAAAUUGUAAAGACCGUUUGCUGAAUAUUGUUAAGAAAAUAACGAAAUUAACAUACGUACUUUGCUCACAAGGAAUUUACUGUCUACAAACUGUUUUUGCUUUAGAUUUUUUGUACCUAAAGACAGUUGGGGGGAUUCGAGGUUUGCAGUUAUUAUCGACCAAAAAUACUUCCUCAGCAGGUUACAGAAACGGCGAUUAUUCUGAAGUUUAUGGUAUUUUCUGGAUCUGUCUAUGACAAAAUAAGAGCUUUGCAAUGAUUGUAUGAAUUAGUUGGAAUGUAAUUUAAAAUAUAAUGAAAAGUGGGUACCGCACGGAUUCCGUCACAGUUUGUGUUUUCUUGGGUAAUCAUAUUGGUUUUUGUUUUCUUGAAAAAUGGAUUUUUCACUUUCGUUGCUUCGUUAAUAAAAAUUUAUGGCAAAAUACCUUUCAAG
This is a messenger RNA of Hermetia illucens (black soldier fly), 1076 nucleotides long. RefSeq lists its product as uncharacterized. The record is from RefSeq and is a predicted model, not a curated record. NCBI's taxonomy places the organism in Eukaryota, Metazoa, Arthropoda, Insecta, Diptera, Stratiomyidae. The transcript has 2 exons. Bases 153 to 668 code for a protein of 171 amino acids.